CACUGCACUUGCUUGGGGAGAAGUGGGGGGGGGGGGUGCAUUGUAUGCAUCAUACAAGUACAUCACUUUGGAGAAAGGCCAAAAAUUCCCCCAGGUAUGGUAUUUAAAGGCAGGGGCGGACUGACAACUCAUGGGGCCCCGGGCAAUAGGGGAUCAUGGGGCCCCUGUGUCCUUGCCCAAACUCAAAAAAGCCUAUGAAAAAGAUAUCAGGGGCAUCUUAUGGAGCCCCCUACUGACCCCGGGCCCUCGGGCAGUGUCCGAGUUUCCAAAUGGUCAGUCCGCCCCUGUUUAAAGGUAUUUAAUUUGUGCAUUU
Staurois parvus is the source of this 313-nucleotide messenger RNA. The record is from the annotation of a GenBank genome assembly. NCBI's taxonomy places the organism in Eukaryota, Metazoa, Chordata, Amphibia, Anura, Ranidae.